This is a messenger RNA of Cotesia congregata, 1272 nucleotides long. The record is from the annotation of a GenBank genome assembly. NCBI's taxonomy places the organism in Eukaryota, Metazoa, Arthropoda, Insecta, Hymenoptera, Braconidae.
AUGGUGCGAUACACAGCAUUGAAAGGUCUUUAUGAACUUGACAAAACAAUCGGCUGCGGAGGGUUCGCGAAAGUUAAAUUAGGCACUCAUUUAGCGACCGGUGAAAAAGUAGCCGUUAAAAUAAUGGAAAAAGCAGCCUUAGGAGAAGAUCUGCCGAGAGUGAAAUUAGAAAUCGAUGCAUUAAAAACUUUAUUACACCAACAUAUAUGCAGAUUAUAUCAAACAAUUGAAACGAGUACCCACUAUUUCAUGAUUAUGGAAUAUUGUUCUGGUGGUGAAUUGUUUGAUCAUAUUGUUGAAAAAAAUAGAUUGACUGAACAUGAAUCAAGGAAAUUUUUUCGGCAAAUUGUGUCAGCGGUUGCUUAUUUACAUAGUCUGGGUUUUGCUCAUAGAGAUUUAAAACCCAACUGUAAAAAUAUGAGAAACGAAAACGAAGUUAAAACCCUAAUAACUCAAUUGGACAAUUCACCACGAAGACCAUUGACAGUAAAAAGUACCGGCAAAUCAGAAGCCACGAGAGGACUGUCGCCAAUACCGGACAUAAAAAAGCCGUCAGCAGAGUCUCCAGCUUCGGGAGCUCGUAAAAGAGUUCAUGAUACUAAUGAGGAAGACGACAGUAUAUCUCCGACUGUACCAGUUAAGAGAAUUCAAAUGGAUAAGUUUAACGAUACAGUCCCCGUUACACCGAAAGAUAAAAAUAAACUUACACAGGGUACAGGUACAAAUGCAACACCAGGUAGUGCUAGGAAGGUAAUAAUAGGUUUAGAGCGUGGACUAAAUCGUAUUAGAGAUGUCUUGACGCCAAAAAGGAAACUUAAGUGCGUUAAUAAUGAUAACUCUCCGGAUCAACCUAUUGUUCUUAGUGGAAAGGGCCUUUGUAAUGUAUCAUCAACAUCAAAUAAUUGUCCAAAAGAUGUAUUAUCACAAUUACGACGUGCAUUACAACGUAAAGGAAUUUUCUGUCGACAAAAAGGCUUUAUUCUACAAGGAGAAACUGAGGUUUAUGACAAUGAGAAUAUAAAGCAAGGUCAAAGAGCAUUUGGCAAUCAAAGGAAAAUCUGCUCGUUCGAAUUAGAGGUUUGUCUGCUGGAUGGAUUCUCAACUAAUGAUAAACCGGUUGUCGGCAUACGUAGGAAAAGAUUGAAAGGCGAUGCGUGGGUUUACAAACGAGUAUGUGAGGAAAUAUUGGCACUUGCCGCUGAGGACGUUAAGACCACCGAUCAGGAUUCUGUUGAGUCUGCUAAAACACCGUCAGGACAUUGUCUCAUUUAA